UUGGCAUGGUCACUCUAACGCAAACAACACACACACGUGACAACAAUGAGUAAAAAACCGCAUUCCGUAAAAGUUCCCACCCAAUACAGGGCAACUGCCAAGAUCCUAAAAGCAGCAGUGGAAAAGCAGAAGUCUAUUAAGACCCUAAUAUUCGAGGAAAAGCAUGCGCGUGUUCGCUCCAUGCAUGCAGUGCUGAAGGCUUAUAGCGAAAAUCGUGGUGCCGUCGAUAGUGCCAUUGAAACAACCGGCCUGCUAAAGGAUAACCCCAACUUGGACCCGAGCCUUGCAAAGGUUCUUGUUACAGAACUUAUUUUCGUACGGAAGAAGUUGAACGGCGAGAGUAAACCCGUACAAAAGGUCCUCAGCUACGAGGAGAAACUGAAAGAGGCGAUCAGCGGUGCAGGAUUUGAGAAAAAAGAACCCAAUCCCCGCUAUGUCCGCAUCAACACGAACCUGUAUAGCCUUUCGCAGGCUUUGGAGUACCUUGCCAGCGAAGACUGGCGACGUAAGGAGUUGCCCGCCGAUGCCUCUUAUGCGGACUUUCUGGCCGCCGUUAAGGCCCUUGAGGAGGACGAAUUUAUGACUGACUUGCAGGUGGAGGGUGUACUGGUUUUCCAUCACAAGUGGUCUUCCUAUUGGUCUUCCCACGAGUUUGUAAAACAAAAGAAGUUUAUUCUUCAAAACAAGGGCACUUGCCUGGCCGCUGAACUGCUGGCUCCUCCGUCCGGGUCUACGGUGCUGGACAUGUGCGCUGCUCCAGGGAUGAAGACUCUGCACUUGUGCAACUUCAUGAAAAACAAAGGUCGAAUUUACGCAGUGGAGCAGUCCAUGGAACGCUACCGGGUACUGUGUAAUAUCACUUCUGAGGCUGGCUGUGACAUAGUAACUCCCAUCCUGGGGGAUGCUUUGAGGAUGAAUGCCGAGAACUGCCCUGAUGUGGAGUACAUCCUGGUUGAUCCCAGUUGUUCCGGCAACGGAAUGCAAAGCCGAAUGAAUGUGUGCGACGAGGAAAAGGACGACCAGCGCCUUUUCAAGUUGGCUGGUCUGCAGGUUAAGAUCCUUUCCCACGCCAUGACCGCUUUUCCAAAUGUGAAACGCAUCGCCUAUUGCACCUGCUCACUGUAUAAGGAGGAGAACGAGGAGGUGGUGAAGCGUUGCCUGCAGGUGAAUCCCUCCUUCAAGCUGCUGAGUUGCAAGAAGGCGCUUCGCAACAAGUGGCACAAUGUGGGGGACACCGAAUACGCCAAAAUUGGCAAAAACGUUCUGUACUGCUUACCGGAUAGCGACUUGACCGAUGGAAUCUUCCUAGCGCUCUUCGAGAAGCGCCGCGACGGCGAAGCAGACUAGCUUCUCUAGCAAUAAAAACCACCUCUUUUAAUAUGAAAUACACCUUUAUUUUGAUUCUUUUGCCAUUGAAUUUUCCACUUCAGCUUGUACAUGUUAAAAAAAUAAAAAAAUAAUAUACUCAAAAA
This is a messenger RNA of Drosophila bipectinata, 1472 nucleotides long. It is a transcript of the gene Nsun5, whose product is annotated as Nop2/Sun-like domain containing protein 5. Gene Ontology annotation, biological process: rRNA base methylation. Gene Ontology annotation, molecular function: RNA methyltransferase activity. Lineage: Eukaryota; Metazoa; Arthropoda; Insecta; Diptera; Drosophilidae. The record is from RefSeq and is a predicted model, not a curated record. Gene Ontology annotation, cellular component: nucleolus.